This is a messenger RNA of Daucus carota subsp. sativus, 1578 nucleotides long. RefSeq lists its product as uncharacterized. NCBI's taxonomy places the organism in Eukaryota, Viridiplantae, Streptophyta, Magnoliopsida, Apiales, Apiaceae. Gene Ontology annotation, cellular component: nucleus. The coding region runs from base 1 to 1578 and encodes 525 amino acids. The transcript is spliced from 4 exons. Gene Ontology annotation, molecular function: transcription corepressor activity. The record is from RefSeq and is a predicted model, not a curated record.
AUGGUAUUGCUUCCUCGUGUUGGUAGAGAAUUCCAGGCUCAAAUUCCAGACCUUAUAACAGGACCUGAGUACAGUAGCUAUCUGAAAAGGCCGGUUGACACAGAAAACGAAGAUCAUGUGCCCUUCGAUUUUUUUGUGGGAUUACCAGUACCAGUCACAUUGAUCAGAGAUAUCAGCAUUGUCUCAGAGAAAAAGAAAGAUGAAAGGCUGGGCUUUUCUGCGCAAUCAACUGACUCGCUUUCAACAGAUCCAUGUUACGUUUUGGUUCCUGGGGUCUGCCGUGAUUUAUGGAAUGAUACAGAAGAGGCAAGCUUUCUCCAUGGCUUGUACCUCUUUAAGAAGAAGUUUGUUGAGCUGAAGGAAUUUGUUGGAAGCAGAAAAAGGAAGCGUGCAUAUGGCACAUGGUUAUUCAAAGGUUUCAGGCAUCAGGAACUAUUAUCUCGUCUGAGUCCUCAGGUCUCCGAGGAAAGGCAGAAACUGCUGAGGGAGGUGACUGAAAAAUAUGCAGAGAAGGACAUUUGCAUGGUCCGUAGGCCUGUGCGGAUACCUGUUGGUGAAGCAUGUUCCAAUCUUGAACUUGCUGAGAUUGUGAAGAUUCUCACUGGACGUUGUCGUUUAACCAAAGUUCAGUCUAGUGAUUUGUUUUGGGAAGCCGUCUGGCCCUGUUUGCUGGCAAGAGGAUGGCACUCAGAACAGCCAAAAAACAAAGCUUCUCUGGUCUUUCUUCCUCCUUGUGUUGAGAAGUUUUCAAGAAAACUAGUUAAAGGAAACCAUUAUUUUGAAUCUCUUAAAGAUGUCUUGAGUAAAGUUGGUUCUGAACCAGAGCUUCUUCAGCUUGACACUUAUAAUGAUGAAGGGGAGAAGAAAGAAGAGAAGGGGUUGAUUGAGGAGACCAAGGAGCAGCAAAAUUUUCCUAAGAAGCAUUGUUUUUCUUUGCAGCCUCAAUCUCAAAUUUGUGAUAUGGAUAAUGUAACUCAUACAAGCCUCGAUAAUGGAAAAUCUGUCAAAUUCAAAAAAUUGAAAACUUUGCCAUCAGAAAUGAUAAUUGUUUCCCAACACAGUGAGGAGGAUACUUCUUUUGUCUCAACUAUUAAAUCCAAUUGCAUCCAAAACGUGUCGGUGGAUCAGCAAACAAGUAGUUCAAACCAACUUGUUCGGAUUGAUGGUCCGGAAAUCAUAAAGAAAGCAGAAAAGCAAAAGAAGUUGUACGGCGACAAGCAGGCACCAGAACUGGUAGAUAUUCAGUUGAGCCAAAAGCUGAAGAGGGAUAAUCUUGAUAAUUUACUUUCAGUCAGGGGAAGUCACAGGACUACAACUGCUUGUACUAAUGAGGAGAUAGGUUCCGACAGGAGCACAUUCCCAUUGGUUCCGAGAUUUGGAAACACUUGUGGGAGCACUACUAGAGCUUCUCAAGAUGAUGAUUCUUUUGAUCAAGAAAAUUCUCAAUCUGGCAUGUUCAUGACAAAUUUAUCAAACGUGCAAGAUGAUAUUACGAGCACCAGGAAUAAACUACCAACUGCAAGAGCUCUUGAAGCCCUGGUAGAUGGAGAUUUAACAGUGAAGAGAAGGCGGAAGUAG